Molecule: messenger RNA, 715 nt
Organism: Cercospora beticola
Lineage: Eukaryota; Fungi; Ascomycota; Dothideomycetes; Mycosphaerellales; Mycosphaerellaceae
Source: RefSeq, a predicted model, not a curated record
GUCGUGUCGAAAUGUUCACUUGAGAACAAAUAUUGCGUCGACACAAUUUGGAAACGAACAAUCAGCCAGAAUGUCCGAACCAGCAGGACAAGCCUCGAAUACGAGCGCAAACAACGAAGACAACGCUCCUCCAUCAGAUUCUUCUUCCUCCUCACAAAAGACAUGCGCCAACUGCAAUAAAGCCGAGACCUCCACAUCAGAAGACGAGCCUCAAAUUCUCAAGCCUUGCACAAUGUGCCAUAGCGUCUCAUACUGCUCUCGCGACUGCAAGAAAUCACACGCCAAGAAACACAAGAAGGUCUGUGCGGGACUGGCCCAGGAAUAUGCAAAGACUGCGCCUGUGAAGAUGGCGUCGAGAGCGCCACCAAAGGCGGAUACCUUCCGCGGUGGGCUACAGAAGUGGCAAUUUGAUACGUGAGAUGGUCGUUUUUUUUUUUCGAUUGAAGAGGUGUUUCGGGGCUGUGGCGUUCACGAUCUGGUGGGAUCGGAAUGAGGAGGGAGAGGGUGGUUCUACGAGUGCAUGAGAUAAUGGCGAUGAAUCAGAGUAGCAGCGCUGGAGACCUGCCAUGUACUUCCAUCGGACGAAUACGACGAUUUCGCAACCGAUAUCUACAUCCGAUGGCUCACAACGAAUCGAUCCGCGAGAAAGCAGCUCCUAAUAAAAGCUAUACAUUUGCGUAUCUCCACAAUGAGUCACUCCAGCUCGGCCUUUGCA